CCUCAGAGCCCAAUUUGAAGGUACGUUCCAGGUUAAAACAAAAGGUGACAGAAAGGAGAAGCAGCCCUUUACUCAGGAGGAAGGAUGGAAAUGUCAGUUCAUUGAAGAAGCGACUCUUCGAGGUGACAGAAUCCUCAGUCAGUAGCAGCUCCCCUGGAUCUGGUCCCAGUUCCCCAAGCAAUGGUCCAACCAGCAGUAUAGCAGAAAGUGAAACCUCAGUUUUGUCAUCGAACGUGCAGGCUGAGCAUCUGGUUUCACAGCAACGGCUUUUGAUGCAGGAUGAAUCAGUGAACUUGUUGAGUCUGUACACAUCCCCUUCUCUGCCCAACAUUACCUUGGGACUUCCAGCAGUACAACCUCAAAUCAGUGCUUCAUCAUCAUUCAAAGAAAAGCAGAAGGGUGACACCCAGUCGCUCAGACAAGGAGCGGCCUUGGCUGGACAGUAUGGGGGAAACAUUCCUCCAUCCUCAACUCAUCCUCAUGUUCCUUUGGAGGGAAAGCCAAAUAGCAGCCACCAAGCUCUUUUGCAGCAUCUGUUACUGAAAGAACAAAUGAGACAGCAGAAACUUCUUGUGACUGGAGCAGUUCCUCUUCAUCCACAGUCUCCUUUGGCAGCAAAGGAGAGAGUCUCACCUGGCAUAAGAGCUGCCCACAAACUGCCUCGUCACAGGCCGCUGAAUCGAACCCAGUCAGCUCCUCUUCCUCAGACUACUUUGGCCCAGCUGGUCAUCCAGCAGCAGCAUCAACAAUUUUUGGAGAAGCAGAAACAGUACCAGCAGCAAAUCCACAUGAAUAAGGUGAGGUCCCAAA
Molecule: messenger RNA, 810 nt
Organism: Merops nubicus (carmine bee-eater)
Lineage: Eukaryota; Metazoa; Chordata; Aves; Coraciiformes; Meropidae
Product: histone deacetylase 9
Exons: 5
Biological process (GO): chromatin organization
Cellular component (GO): histone deacetylase complex
Molecular function (GO): histone deacetylase activity
Source: RefSeq, a predicted model, not a curated record